This is a messenger RNA of Leishmania braziliensis MHOM/BR/75/M2904, 1422 nucleotides long. Its product is annotated as putative tryptophanyl-tRNA synthetase. Bases 1 to 1422 code for a protein of 473 amino acids. The transcript has a single exon. Gene Ontology annotation, molecular function: ATP binding; tryptophan-tRNA ligase activity. Gene Ontology annotation, cellular component: cytoplasm. Lineage: Eukaryota; Euglenozoa; Kinetoplastea; Trypanosomatida; Trypanosomatidae. The record is from RefSeq and is a predicted model, not a curated record. Gene Ontology annotation, biological process: tryptophanyl-tRNA aminoacylation.
AUGGUGGAGCUCCCGCUGCCCCCCUUCCGUCUGCCCUCUCCAGGCUUCUACUUACUCGGUGCCUUUACUGCCUUAUACCUUGCUGAUGAAACCAUGUAUUGCAUGACAUCGCUGUUGCUCAUCUUUUCUGGUAGUGCUCACCAGUUGAGCUUUGGCUGCACAUCUCAGUUGGAUUCAAAGUGGGGAUCUACACCUCUUUUUGCCGCUCAUUGUUUCUUUGCGGAUUUCUUAAGCAUGGAGGGCCCCGCUGGGCAGGAGGCUAUCGUGACCCCGUGGACAGUAGAGGGUGACGUGGACUACGACAAGCUCAUCAAGCACUUUGGCUGCCAGGCGAUUGACGAGAGGGUGCUGGAUCGGAUAGAGCGUCUGACCGGGACGAAGCCUCACCAUUUUCUGCGCCGUGGCAUCUUCUUUUCUCAUCGUGAUUUGAACCUCAUCCUGGAUGCAUACGAGAAGGGGGAGCCGUUCUACCUGUACACUGGGCGUGGGCCCAGCAGCGAGUCGAUGCACAUUGGGCAUCUGAUCCCUUUCAUGUUCACCAAGUGGCUGCAGGAUACCUUUCAGGUGCCGCUGGUGAUUCAGCUCACCGAUGACGAGAAGUUCUUCUUCAAAGAUGUGACGUUAGAGGAAAUUGACAAAAUGACGACGGAGAACUUGAAGGACAUUAUUGCCUUCGGCUUCGACCCAAAUCUGACGUUUAUCUUCAGAGACUUCGAGUACGUUGGCAAAAUGUAUCGCAUUGUUGCGCGCGUCGAGAAGGCUUACACGGCUAGCCAGGUGCGGGGCUGCUUCGGCUUCAAAAUGGAGGAUAACUGCGGCCGCUGGAUGUUCCCCGCCAUUCAGGCCGCGCCGUCCUUCUCUGCAGCGUUUCCGCACAUUUUUCCGCUAGGGAAGGGCAAUGUCUUUUGUAUGAUUCCUCAGGCGAUUGAUCAAGACCCGUACUUCCGCCUUACGCGCGAUGUGGCGCCACGCAUGGGCUUUUUGAAGCCAGCCGUCAUCCACUCCAAAUUCUUUCCGGGUCUUAGUGGGUCGAAGGGCAAGAUGAGCUCCUCUACAGGUGCUGCGGUCUUUCUGACGGACACCCCAAAGAUGAUCAAGGACAAGAUCAGCAAGCAUGCCUUCAGCGGUGGUGGUGCCGAUAAGAAGGAGCAGCUGCUACUUGGCGCGAACACUAACGUGGACAUACCUGUGCAGUGGCUCCGCUUCUUCCUUGAGGAUGACGAGGAGUUGAAGCGCCUCCAGAAGGACUACAUGUUGGGCCGCAUCAUGACCGGUGACGUGAAGAAAGUCCUCAUCCAAACCCUCACCAACAUCGUGACGACGCACCAGGAGGCGCGCAAGAGGGUGACGGAUGCGGAUGCGGAACUCUUCACUGCCGUCCGCUUGAUGGGACCAGCGAAGGAGGCAGCGGAGUCGAAGUAA